Molecule: messenger RNA, 5253 nt
Organism: Leptonychotes weddellii (Weddell seal)
Lineage: Eukaryota; Metazoa; Chordata; Mammalia; Carnivora; Phocidae
Source: RefSeq, a predicted model, not a curated record
CGCCGGGCCUGCCUGGGCCGCGCCAGCGCCGCUCCACCGAGGGCUGCGCGUCGGCCGCCACGGGGCCGGGGUGCAUUACUAUGGUGUUCAUAUUCUUCCUGGAAUUGCUUUGACCUUGACCCCUGCAAGUCCACUUUUGGAAGGCAGUGGACAACUGUAUUUGUCACUCUUGUCACAGCAUCCGGCUUCUUUCCCAGUUUAUUCCAUGUCCACUCGGCGCCAGGAGCUCCUGCAGAUGCUGGGGAUCCAGGGGUGACCAGGAGUGACCAGGAAAGAGAAGGUCUCUAUCCUUUGGGAGGUGACGUUUCUCCUGGGGAGUCAGGAUUCAGUGACAGUUGACGACGUGGCACAGUACGUCACAAAAGGAGUGAUUGAGACUGGACGCCGAGCAGAGGACACUGGCAUAUUACAGGAAUGCGACCUCCGUGGGAGUUCCUGUUGUGAAUCCUACCUGGUGUGAGGACACGUGCUGCUGGUAUCUGCCCCAUCCCCUAUUGCAGAGCGAGCGAAGCAGUCUGAGGACCAGUGUCUCGCGGUUCUCAUGUCAGAAGGCAUCUUGGUGACCCAACAGCAGGCGAUGGGUGAAGAAGCUCAGCCGCAGGAGAUGGCAUCCACGAGCUCCCCGUGGGCCGGGGAGCCCAGCCCCGGGCUCAGACAGAACAGGGGCUCGGAGGGGAGCGGGGGGAGCCUUCAGAACCGGCCUAUGGAGCAUCACUUCGCAUGUAAAGAGUGCGGGGAUGCCUUCCGGCUGAAGGUCCUCCUCGUGCAGCACCAGAGAAUUCACAGUGAGGGGAAGGGCUGGAAGUGUGGUGAUUGCGGGCAGGUCUUCAGGGGGGUCUCGGAGUUCAAUGAGCACCGGCUGGGCCACGUGGCCGCAGAGCCCCAGCCUGGCCCCAGCCGAGCCCCGGAAGAUGCUCCGGAGAGAAGGGAGCAAAUGGAGAGGGAGGCGAAGCCUUUCGAGUGCGCGGAAUGUGGGAAGAGGUUUAAGAAGAACGCGGGCCUCAGUCAGCACCUGCGGGUGCACAGCCGGGAGAAGCCCUUUGACUGUGAGGAGUGCGGGCGGUCCUUCAAGGUGAGCACGCACCUCUUCCGCCAUCAGAAGCUGCACACGGCCGAGAAGCCGUUCGCCUGCAGGGCGUGUGGCCGCGAGUUCCUGGAUCGCCAGGAGCUUCUCAAGCACCAGCGGGCGCACAGCGGCCACCUGCCCUUCGACUGCGACGACUGCGGCAAGUCCUUCCGCGGCGUCAACGGCCUGGCCGAGCACCAGCGCAUCCACAGCGGCGCCAAGCCGUACGGGUGUCCCCACUGCGGCAAGCUCUUCCGCAGGAGCUCGGAGCUCACCAAGCACCGGCGCAUCCACACGGGCGAGAAGCCGUACGCGUGUGGCGAGUGCGGCAAGGCCUUCCGGCAGAGCUCCAGCCUCCUGGAGCACCAGCGCAUCCACACGGGCGAGCGGCCCUACGGCUGCGGCGACUGCGGCAAGGCCUUCCGGGGCCCGUCCGACCUCAUCAAGCACCGGCGCAUCCACAGCGGCCUGAAGCCGUACGAGUGCGACAAGUGCGGGAAGGCCUUCCGGAGGAGCUCGGGCCUGAGCCGCCACCGGAGGACCCACAGCGGAGCGAGGCGCUGCGAGUGCAGCGCGUGCGGCCGCGUGUUCAAGAGGCGCUCGGCGCUGCAGAAGCACCAGCCCACCCACCACGCCUAGACGAGGCCCCGCCGAGGCCCCCGGAGGCGGCGGCGGGGGCGAGUCCCCGGAGGGGCAGGGCAGAGGCAAGGAGAGGAGCGGUUUCGCAGCGCUGAUGUAGUUUCGCGUCGCAACGGUCGAAUCCAAUUUAUACUGGCACCAGCAGUUUCUAAGUGUACGUGGUCCCCGUUUUGCCCAUCGACAGUAGCUUCUCCGACGGCCUACCUUAUUUGGACCGGUGUGACGGGCCUCGGGUACCUUCAAGGUAUUCCAACCCGCGGGCCUUGAAACCGAGAAUGAGAGAAGAGAAACCUGCGCGUGGGGGUGGAGCGGGGCGUGUAGGUCCCCUUCUCCCGGCUGCUCCCUCCGGGAACGGAACACGGAGCUAGUCAGCGAUGGCCUCGAUGUAAUGGGACCCCAGCUUUCCUGAAGACAAGAUAGAGCCCCAGAGUUGUUUGGCCUACUUGAAUCUAUAAAUUGUUAGGGAUGUACAUAGAACACUCAAAUGUCUUAUAAUAUUUAAUUUAUUAAUUCAGUUAUACGUACAGACUGUAAAUCACGUAUUACACAGAAUAAUAUAUUACUGUAGAAAAUACUCCUGUUUCGCCCUCACGCCACUCCACAAGACGAUUGCAUUCUGAAUCCUCACAUGCAUCUCUGACCUCACUGUCUUCACCAACCUCGUAGCCCCCUUUGAGUCCUCCGACAGUUUAAAAGCACAUCCGGUGGCUCCCACCCAUCUAAGCUGUGUGCCCAAGGCUCUCACUAGAAACUUCCUCCUAAGCCAUAAUGACGUGUUCACAUCACGUUAGGACAGUUGGUGGUGGUGGUGGUGUUUUUAAACUUGUCCCAUAGCUCUACACCAUAACCACUUACCGUGUUUGCCUUUCUUAAAUGACCGUCAAAAGACUUUUUUGAAGCAUCUAUAACUUGGCAUUGUGAGGUCAUACUCCCAGGAAUAAGUACUGAAUCUGGCCUAAAUUGCUUUUGCGUCCAUUUUUCUUCCGCCAGUCCGUUCUGGUGACCUCCAUGUGCGUCCAAAACUAGCAUCAGUUGGGGUCUGUUGCGGGUUCAUAGGUCUUGUCCUCAAGCAGUACUGUUCUGUUCAAGCUCAAGUAGUUGAGAGAGUGUCCCCAUAACAGGGACAUCUCAAGGACUCAAGUAUGAGGUGAUGCCUCUUUUUCGGGAGCGACAGCCUCUCCUCCCGUGGAGGCAGCCCUCCGUUUCGGGCUCUGUAAAGCAGGGGUGAUCACAGGACUACCUCCUAAGGUUAUCGUGAGAACUGCGACGCCACGCCUGGCCCGAAGGUGCACUCAGUGAAGGUCGUCUGCUGUCAUCACCAUAAUUAUUGCUGUCAUUCUAUGGCUCCUCAGUACGGACCUGGGGAUGGACCCAGGCCUCCUGACUGCUAGUCUCCUCUUCUUUCUCUCGUGCAAUGACUUAAGUCGUGUUCCUGUUUUCUUGCAUGCAAACCGUACGUUCAUCUCCUUUGACCAGUUAUCAAGUUACCUUUGGAUAUAUUGACUUUAUACAGCGGUUCUUUCUAUAUCGAUUGUGAUGAUCUCUUUUCCAGUUUUAUUGCUUUGCUCUUUGUAGCAGUUUUAUUACAUUUUUGUCGUGCGAGCUUUAAGUUUUACAGAUCUGAGCACUCACCAUUGUCCGUUAAGCCGUAACUUUCAUUGCUUCCAUACUUAGAUACGAUGAUGUUUUCUUCUAGAAUUUUAAUUACAAAUGAAAAGUUGAAAGCCCUGCCCCACCAGAAGGUGGAUGCCCCAGGUGGGCAGGCUGGAUGGGAAGGGGCCAGAGAAGCAGGCUCUCUCCUCAUCCAAGACGCAGACUCUGUGCAUGUCUGUGGGCAGUACUUGACUAUCCAACCUGGCCACGCAGACACGCAAGAGAAACGUCCAUCUCGGAUUGGCCAGAACAUUGUGACUGUUCCUCAGUAUAGCCCUACCUGUCAGCAGCAGGCCUGGGCCUCAACUAGAUCAAUGGGGUGGUCCAAACGUGGUCUCGGCUGCAGCUGGCUCUCCUUCAAGCUCCGGGGAGCUUUGGCCAUGCCCGGCAUGGAUUCCGUGCCUGAGCAGCAGAUCCACCCAAGGCACAUCUCCUCGAACACAAGAAGACUCACUUGACCGAUGCUGUCAUGUGGAUGGCGUCCUCCUCCUAGUGAGUGACUCUGGAACUAGAAAGAGGUCAGUUUGGUGGCUUUUGCUUUGGGCAACUAGGGGGAAAUUCACCCACGUGUUCUGAUGUUACCUCCUGCAGCUACACCUAAGAGGAGCAACAGAGCAGAGGCUCGGGGCGGACCCGUGCCCUUCUGAUGCCCUGUGCGUCACGGCCAUAGAAGCUGGCCACAGCAGGCCCAGGCUGUGACUGUCAGCGGCCAUGCCCAGGAGGGGCAAUAAGACAAGGGUUCGGAGGGCAACCGUGCCCUUCUGAUGGCCCAUGUGGCAUAGAAAUCGAAGCUGGUCAUCCUGGGGCUAGGCUGUUACUCCCGACAGCCUCCCCCAAGAGGAACGGCAGCAAGGGCUGGCCGGAAGGCUGGCCUCCAGUGACCUGCCGAACCCGCAGGUAGAAGCCAGCCGCACCGGGGCUGUGGUGUGACCUGCCAGCAGCUGUGCCCCAGGGGCCACUAGCGGGCCCCUAGAGGGGGGGUACCCUUCCUGAUGGCCCCCCCCCACCCCCGCCGAGGCUGAGACGGAGCUUCUCAGCAGGAGCGCCCGGAGGAGCUUCUCAGGCCCCCAUCCUGGGAAGCAAGGUCCCCUGGUGACCGCUGUGACCUUAGCCAGAAGGUCCUCUGGAAUGGCCGCCAGGCCACGGGAGUGGCUCUCUGUGACGUCUCCAUCCUGGCCCUCGGGCUGGAGAGAAGCCAACAGCACUUGUUACAUAGCCGCUGCUUUUGCUCUGUGGCUUCCGGGCCAGCUGUGUCCGCAGUCACUGCUUCCUUCUGCAUCACUGGUCUGUUUUCGAGCUGUCAGGACGCGUUCGACACAGCUGCCAUUGGGUAAGGAACUUGACAUGGACGGGGGGCAAGCCUGGCAGCAGCUCACUAGCCGUUUGUCAGCUUCUCUGAAGGAUCCAGAUACAGUAUUAGCUCAGAACUUCGCGCUGUCGCGGCGUCAUGCCCUCCUCGACUUUUGCCAUUCUCAGUUCUCGCGUUCUCUCUGACACAAACCCUCUUCUAGAGUUAACACUAAAGACCGCGUCUUUUCUGUCGCUGUGUUUGCGGGUGACGUCCGUGCUCUGUCCGGCUUUAACAUGUGUCCUGUAGUCGCGCCGAGUUCAGUGUUCGCCUCUCGUAACUUGGGGGUGGGUUUCCUUGGGCCCCGUAGGUGUGCUGCAUUGUCAGGUGCAAAAUGUGUGCGUGCUCAUCUAUGCAUUUGUGUAUCUACCUCAUUUCGUUUUUUCUUUCUAAUCACACACAUUCCUUUCGCAAGGGAAAUGUAGAGCAGUUGGGUUACAUAGAAUGCCGACUCUCAUUAGAAAUAGAUCCUUUUCUUAGAUUCUGAAAGAAACCUUCCAUUGCUUUUAUUAAAGUUUUGAAUACUUGCUGAAAUUUUUAAAUGAAA